Molecule: messenger RNA, 2120 nt
Organism: Hevea brasiliensis (rubber tree)
Lineage: Eukaryota; Viridiplantae; Streptophyta; Magnoliopsida; Malpighiales; Euphorbiaceae
Product: cyclic dof factor 2
Exons: 2
Coding region: 190-1719 (509 amino acids)
Biological process (GO): regulation of DNA-templated transcription
Molecular function (GO): DNA-binding transcription factor activity; DNA binding
Source: RefSeq, a predicted model, not a curated record
ACACAGCAUACACUCAACACAUAUCCUGUCAUCUCUUUCCUCACUUUCUCUCACUACACCUCUCUCUCCCUUUCUCUCUACGGAGUUUUAAAUUUUAUUGAAAAAAAAAUUUUUUUUUCCUUUUCAGUUCAGUUCAGUUUUAUCCUCCAAGAAGGGAAGGAAACAGAGAGAAUAAGCAGGGCAGCGGAAAUGUCGGAGCCGAAAGACCCGGCAAUCAAGUUAUUUGGGAAGACGAUUCCUUUGCCAGAGAUCGCUCAGGGAGGUACUAGUUCCACUACUAAUACUUGUGGUGGUGCUGGUAGUUUCGUUGUUGAUGAUGAUAGUCAAGAUCAGGACCGUCCAUCUUGCGCAAGCUCUUCUCUCGAAGAGAGCAAUACGAAGGCAGAUGGGGAAGAGAGAGAAACUGAUAAAGAUGCAGUGGGAGAAAAACCAACUGAGAGUAGCAAACAAGAAAAUGGAGCCCGAACUAUUACUUCAGAAGAGUCAUCAAAUCCGGAUGCAACCUCUGGGGUAAGUGAGAAUCAUAAGAUGCCUUGUGUUGAGAAAGAGAAUGAUGCAUUAAAAACUUCAAAGAUAGAGGAAGAGCAGAGUGAUACAAGUAAUUCACAAGAAAAGACCCCGAAAAAACCUGACAAAAUCCUUCCAUGCCCUCGCUGUAAUAGCAUGGACACCAAGUUCUGUUACUACAAUAAUUACAAUGUGAAUCAACCCCGGCACUUCUGCAAAAAUUGCCAGAGAUAUUGGACAGCUGGGGGGACUAUGAGGAAUGUACCUGUUGGUGCUGGUCGUCGAAAAAACAAGAACUCAGCUUCUCAUUACCGCCACGUAACUGUUUCUGAAGCUCUUCAGAAUGUUCGAACUGAUAUUCCUAGUGGCAUCCACCAUCCUGCUUUGAAAACUAAUGGGACAGUCCUCACCUUUGGCUCAGAUACUCAACUUCAUGAAUCAAUGGCUUCUGUGUUGAAUCUUGCCAAUAAAACAAUGCAGAAUUGCACAAGAAAUGGGUUUCAUAAACCUGAAGCAUUAAGGAUUCCAGUUUCUUAUGGAAGUAUGGAAAAUGAGGGGGAUCAUUCAAAUGGAUCUUCAGUCAUGGCAUCAAAUUCAAAGGAUGAUGUAAGCAAAAGUGGGUCACAAGAGUCAGUGAUGCGAAAUUGUCAGGGAUUUCCACCUCAGAUACCAUGUUUUCCUGGCACUCCCUGGCCUUAUCCCUGGAAUUCAGCUCAGUGGAGCUCUCCAGUACCUCCCCCUGCCUUUUGUUCUCCAGGUUAUCCUAUGCCAUUCUAUCCUACAGCAGCUUAUUGGGGUUGUACUGUACCAGGAACUUGGAACAUGCCUUGGAUUCCUCAGCCAUCUUCGCCAAACCAAGCUGCACUCAACUCUGGUCCUAACUCUCCAACCUUGGGAAAACAUUCAAGAGAUGAGAACGUGCAGAAAACAAAAAACUCUGGAGAAGAACCAGUGAAAGAAUGUAAUGGUGAAAGAGGCAUUUGGAUUCCAAAAACAUUGAGGAUUGAUGACCCUGGAGAAGCUGCAAAGAGCUCCAUAUGGACGACACUUGGGAUUAAGAAUGAUAAGGCCGAUCCAAUCAGUGGACGAGGACUAUUUAAGGCCUUUGAAUCAAAAGGUGAAGAAAAGAAUCACACAACUGAAACCUCUUCAGUAUUACAAGCCAAUCCUGCAGCAUUGUCUAGGUCACUCAAUUUCCAUGAGAGUUCAUAAUUGUGCAGCUUACAAACUUGUAAAUUGUUCCCAGUGGUGCAAGCAUAAUGGUUUAGGUUGACGAGCUAUGUAUAUUAAAGGGUCAUAUUUGAUUUACGAGCCUCAUCUGUAAGAAUUGUUCCUCAUUGCAGGCAUGUUGAGAGAAGCAUAGGAUAAGAAAGUCAUCCUAGUUGAGGAGAAGUAGCAACGAACUUCAGUAUUUAUCUUUCAGUCGGGUACCAGCCCAGGCAGGUGCUUUUUGUUUCAGUUAGAUGGCUUGCUAAGUUCAUGUACAUAUUUAUUUAUAUAUAAAAAAAAUGGUGAGAGACUGAGAGCUUAGGACAGAAGUUGAGUUUGUGUAACCAUAAUCCCAGUUGUAUUAAAAUAAAUUUGGGAAUUGAAAAUCUAUCAUCUUUUUGUUG